Spodoptera exigua (beet armyworm) is the source of this 1922-nucleotide messenger RNA. The record is from the annotation of a GenBank genome assembly. NCBI's taxonomy places the organism in Eukaryota, Metazoa, Arthropoda, Insecta, Lepidoptera, Noctuidae.
AUGCGGACUGUCGAGGGCGAGCGAGGGGCGCGGCUCGUGAGCGCGGGGUGUAGGCGGCGACAGCGCGCCGUAUACCGAGCGGUUCCCCGAACGUUAGGUAUUUUUGGCAACGCGGGCGCCGGGGCUCCGCUAGCGGCUGGACGGUUCCCCAAAAGCUGUAAAGUAAAAACACGGUGGCCACUAAAUCACGUCGCAAAAAAGACACAAGUUGACGACAAAAUCAAAAAGAAACUUGGACCUAACUCUAAUAAGAGAAAAUCUAUAGCAUCAGACAAAGAGGACACUGCGUCUUCCGAAAACCCCAACAAAAACGCUCUUGACACAGAUUUGGUAAAACAAGACAAUAACAAUAAAGUUCAACUUAAAAUAGAACAAAACAAGACCUUAGUUGCCAAGUCCCAAACAAAUGACCCAAUCUACCAAACUAAUAGAAGUUCUGUAGAAAACGUUGUUUGUAUAACAGAACCACAAAAUAAAUUAGGACGGUAUGACUCUACGCAUUUUUCGCUUAAAGAAAAUAUGAUAAAAGAGGAACAGAAAGUAAAGCAUAGCAUUCAGGAUCCAGAAAAACACAACAAUCUAGAGGAGUCUGCAAGAAAGUUAGAUUUAGGAGAAAAUGAAGCAAAUAUUCUGAAACAUGUAAAACUGAAUGAAGAAUGCACCAUAAAAAUCCUAACCAACAAGAAACCAGCUGACAUAAUCUUAUUGAAAAGAAAGUGGCAGACUACGAAGAACCAGAGUAACUUGUCAAAUAAUGAAGAUAUGAUAAAGAGUUAUAACGAAGAGAGCUUAGUAAAAGAACGUAUUACUAUACUUAAGAAUAUCUCCUUGAAUAAGGAAUGUACCAUAGAAAUCAUACCCAAAAAGAAAAUACCUGACAUAGAUAUUUCAAAAAACAAAUCUCAGAUGCCUGAGAACACCACGCAGGUUAAUGACAACCUUAGUGAGUUGUCACAGACCAAAGAUCACGCGGCAGAGACUAAUGCUAUGAAGUGUAAGGAAUAUACAUUGAACGAAGAAAAUACGACUACAGUAAACAAUAUCUUAUCGAAUGAAAAAAGUACUAUAGAAACUACACCCACAACGAAACCAGCCGAUAUAAUUUUAUCCAAAGGCAAGUCACUGGUUAAAAAGAACCCAAGUGGGGUAUUAAAGAACAAAGAUUGGUCUAAAGACAAGCAUUCUAUCCCUAUGAACAGUGAUAGUAAAGCGGAUGGGUUGAAACAAGAUAUUGAAGUGAACAAUUUCUCACCGAAUGAAGAAUGUGUUACAAAGACCAACGAGAAACCAUGUAAAAUAAACAUCUCGAAAAACAAGUUGCCAGUUAAAAACAAUCUGAAUGUGGUAAAGCACAAAAAUAGACCUGAACUUAAAUUCAAGAACAAGCAUUCUAUUUGUAUGGGCAGUGAAAAUACUGAUGAUGUAGUAAAUGAAGAUAGUCAUAUAGUGAACAAUAUACAAAUAGAUGAAAAUUGUGAUUUAGAGACACACAAGAAAAUACCGUUUCAUGUAAACGUAUCAAAAAAUGUGGGGCAGGUGAUGAAGAAUCCAAGUCCGUUGCCAAAGAUCAAAGACCAUCACAAAGAUUCUGAAGCUACUAUAAAGAAGCUAGAGACAAAUCCUUUAAUUUCCACCCGCAAGGUGCUCCCAGGUGAAAAGGAGAUGAACUUAUACUGUUCUAUAGAUUUUGACAAUGUGAAGGGAGUCACUCCUCAAGGUUGGGAAAAGUGCAAUUCUAUGAUUCAGUUUGAUGAAGAGACUAAAAAGAUUUGGAAUGAGCUCCAGCGACCGUACGGCAAUAGGUCCUCAUUCUUACGUCACCUUGUCCUCUUAGAAAAGUAUUUUAGACGUGGCGACCUAAUAUUAUCACAACGCAAAUAAAUGAUUCUUCAUUGAGGAGACAGCAGUGUAUACGACGACGG